GUGAUAUGAGAAACAGAAAGACUGCGGAGAGAGAAAGAGCAAAAACGAAAGUGCGUGGCAAAUUUCUAGAGAGAGAGAGAGAUACACAUCAUCCUCUCUCCUCAAUGGAAACCGGCGAACAGGUUCUCCCUUCAGCCACCGCCACCGCUCCGGCCGCCGGCGACCCCACCGCCUCGUCUCCUCCGCUCGGGGAUCCUUUUACGGUUCCCGAUCCAGAUAUUGACCUUGACGAUGUUGCUGAGCCUGAAAUUCAUGUUCUGAUUUCAGACGAAGAGCAUGAUCACGAUCAUGAGCAUGACCACGAUCAUGAACAUGAUCAUGAUGAAGGCCAGGAGCGCGAUCAUGUGGCUGAUACUGUUGUCUCCUUCGAUGAUCUCAAACUCAAGAUUAUUAAGCAGGUGGAGUAUUAUUUCAGCGAUGAAAAUCUGCCCACUGAUAAGUAUAUGCUGAGUCUCGUGAAAAGGAACAAGGAAGGGUUUGUUCCUAUAUCAGUAAUUGCUUCAUUUAGAAAAAUGAAGAAACUCACUCGAGACCAUUCAUUUAUUGCUGCUGCACUGAAGGAAUCUUCACUGCUGAUUGUUAGUGGUGAUGAGAAAAGGGUUAAGCGACUCAAUCCACUUCAUUUCAAUGAAUUUAAAGACCAUAAGUUAUAUACUGUUUUGGCAGAGAAUUUGCCGGAGGACCAUUCAAAGGAGAACAUUCGGCAAAUAUUCCAAAAAGCUGGAAAUAUAAAGAAGAUAACCAUUCAUGAGCCGCGUUCUGCUGCAGAUUCUGCUAAACAUAUCAAGCAAGAAAUGUUCAUAAGUACUAAGUUACAUGCUCUUGUGGAAUAUGAGACUAUUGAGGCGGCUGAGAAAGCUGUGGCAAUGUUAAAUAAUGAACAAGACUGGAGGAAUGGAAUGCGGGUUAAAUUUCUCAAUCGAAUGGGGAAGAAUGGACACAAAAAACAAGCUUGGAAGGGAUCAAAUACUGAGAAGAAUAGCUCAAGCCAUGUAGCUGAGCAAACUAGAGAUGAGGAGAAUCAUGGUUCACACGAGCAUCAUGAAGAUACACCUAAGGAAGAGGAUGGGGAGCAUUUGCCGAAGGAUAAAGGUGGGCAGAGGUACAAUAAACAAGGAAGAUCAAGAAAGCAUAAAUACCGUGCUAUAAAUGGAAUGGGCCAUGGAGGUACAUCAUCUAUUCAUACUGCCGAAGCAUCAAAACCUCCCCCAGGACCAAGAAUGCCUGAUGGAACGAGGGGUUUUGCAAUUGGACGAGGUCGUCCUCUUGUCCCUGCAUCCAAUUAGCAAAGUUGAGGCCAUACAAUGGACUGUAUUUCACUGUAUUUUCAGUUGUUUAGACGAUGUACAAGUUUUAAUUUGGUUCUGAUGUGUGUUUGCUUGAGUCAACGUUCAAGGGUUUGUUGGACUGUUAAUUUUGUGGCCCUUUCUGGUGAAAGGUAGUGUUGGUGGAGCGCAAUAUUUUAAGAUUAUUAGGCUGGGAAAUAUGAAACUUUUUUUUUUGGGUGGUAAUCCUCACCAUACGAGGAAUUGUGUAGCAAGCAAUAUUCAAUAACAAGAAAUCUGUUGAAAGGGGUGAAAGCUUCAUGUUUGAUAUUUUAUUGAAAUGAUUUGUUUGACAUUA
Cicer arietinum (chickpea) is the source of this 1623-nucleotide messenger RNA. RefSeq names its product la-related protein 6A. The record is from RefSeq and is a predicted model, not a curated record. Lineage: Eukaryota; Viridiplantae; Streptophyta; Magnoliopsida; Fabales; Fabaceae. Gene Ontology annotation, molecular function: mRNA binding. Gene Ontology annotation, biological process: RNA processing. Gene Ontology annotation, cellular component: nucleus; ribonucleoprotein complex.